AUGUACUGUGGUGAAGAAGACAAGCCUGGCAGUGUGAAAAGCCAGUCUUCAAAAUCUGGUGCUGCUACCCACUAUCUGUGCGACUAUGGCACUCCAUGCCUUAGUUCUAUUCUUUGUCCAAUGGGAAUGACUGGAGUGUCCACCUCAGGUAACCUCUAUUCCGAGGCGGCAGUGGCCACAGCCAGCAGCGCACGAGGGCCUCAGCGGACCUCCGCCCGCAGCGCGGCCCAGUGCACGCCGGUCCCGCUGCCCGGCGCCAGCUGCCCACUCCGCAGUGGCGGCUCCGCUCUCGACCGCGCCGUUCCGUUUGGCGGCCCGUCGGCCAGCCGCCCGCCCAUGCUCUCAGCUACCAGGCGGGCUAGCCAGCUCUUCCCCAUCCGCUUUCCCGUUUCGAGAAUGGGCGACUCCGCCUCUAAGACCGUCAGCCCCCAGGAGGCCUUGCCGGGCCGGAAGGAGCCGAUCCCCGUUACGGGUGUGUGCGCUCUCAGUGCCGGCGUCUGUGCCUCCCUCUUUCUUUCUCUUGUGUACGGUCCGCUGGGAUACUGGCCACUUUCAGCGAUGGUGCCGUGUUGUGUUGUCACUGGAAGCAAUGGAAUGAUACAGAACGAUGAAAACUGCAGUUUUGAAAUUGUAUCUCAGACCACUGUACCGAUUGCAAGAAUUAUCCUCAGGCUUCCAUUAUCCUCCCUGAGUGCCCGGUUUCUCCCAAUUGGCAGGCGCUGCCUCUGGCCCCGUGCUCGCGGGUCUGCCGCUAUCAGUAGUCGGAGGUGUCGCUUUAAAGUUGUGCUUUACAAACUUAAAAAUAAUUUUCUAAUCUCAUACCAAAACUUUCGGAAAAUACAGUAA
Leptonychotes weddellii (Weddell seal) is the source of this 846-nucleotide messenger RNA. Lineage: Eukaryota; Metazoa; Chordata; Mammalia; Carnivora; Phocidae. The record is from RefSeq and is a predicted model, not a curated record.